Messenger RNA from Pseudopodoces humilis (Tibetan ground-tit), 2487 nucleotides. NCBI's taxonomy places the organism in Eukaryota, Metazoa, Chordata, Aves, Passeriformes, Paridae. The record is from RefSeq and is a predicted model, not a curated record.
AUGGCCGCCCCCCCGGUGCUGCUGCUGCCGCCGCCCCCCGCCGACGCCGCCGCCCGCCGGGUGCUGAUCGCCGCCCGCUUCGGGCCGGGGCCGCCGCCGCGGGCCCGCGCCCGGGGGCUGCAGGAGCUGCGCCGGGGGCUGGGGGCUCUCGAGUCCCACCUGGGCGGCCGCUCCUUCCUGGUGGGCGACGGCGUCACCCUGGCCGACGUCACCGUGGCCUGCGCCCUGCUGGCCCCCUUCACCCAGGUGCUGGACCCCCCCUCCCGCGCCCCCUUCCCGGGGGUCACCCGCUGGUUCCUGGGCUGUGUCCGGCUGCCCCAGUUCCGGGCGGAGCUGGGGGACGUGCGGCUCUGCGGGGGGGACCCCGAGACCCCCCCCGGGACCCCCCCCGGGACCCCCGGGACCCCCGAGCCCCCCGCCAAGAGCGCGGCGCAGCUGAAGAAGGAGGCGAAGAAACGGGAGAAGCUGGAGAAAUUCCAGCAGAAACAGGAGAAGAACCGGGAGCUGCAGGCUCAGGCCAAGGACAAGGCCAAGCCCAGCCGGGCCCGGCGGGAGCUGCAGGGGCUGCGCUACGAGACCCCCACCCCCCCCGGCUGCAAGAAGGACGUUGGGGGGCCGCUCCCCGAGAGCUACAGCCCCGCCUACGUGGAGGCGGCCUGGUACAGCUGGUGGGAGAAGGAGGGGUUCUUCCGGCCGGAGUGUGGGCGCUCCCUGGAGACCCCCAACCCCCGGGGGGUGUUCGUGAUGUGUCUCCCUCCCCCCAACGUCACCGGGACGCUGCACCUGGGCCACGCCCUGACCGUGGCCAUCCAGGACACGCUGACCCGCUGGCACAGGAUGAGGGGGCUGACCACGCUCUGGGCCCCGGGCUGUGACCACGCCGGAAUCGCCACCCAGGUGGUCGUGGAGCGGCGCCUGCUCCGCUCCCGAGGGGUCACUCGGCACCAGCUCGGCCGCGACGCCUUCCUGGGGGAGGUGUGGCGCUGGAAGGAGGAAGUGACCCUGUGGUCAUCCCAGAGUGACCUCUCCUGUGACCCCAGAAAAAUGAGCCGGGCGGUGACCGAGGCUUUCGUCAGGCUGCACGAGCAGGGCCUGAUCUACCGCAGCCGCCGCAUCGUGCACUGGAGCUGCGCCCUGCGCUCGGCCAUCUCCGACAUCGAGGUGGAGAAGCGGGAGCUGGGGGGCCGCACCCUGCUGCGGGUGCCGGGCUACGACGAGCCCGUGGAGUUCGGGGUCCUGGUGGCCUUCGCCUACCCCCUGGAGGGGGCUGGGGAGGGGGAGGACGCCGAGCUCGUGGUGGCCACGACGCGUCUGGAGACGAUGCUGGGGGACGAGGCCGUGGCCGUGCACCCCGAGGACCCCCGGUACCAGCACCUGCGGGGUCGCCACGUCCUGCACCCGUUCACGGGGCGGCGCCUGCCGGUUCUGCACGACGCCUUCGUGGACCCCCAGUUCGGCACCGGCGCCGUUAAGAUCACGCCCGCCCACGACGCCACCGACUUCGAGGUGGGGCAGCGGCACGGGCUGGGCGUGGCCACCGUCAUCGCCGAGGACGGCACCAUGGUCAACGUCCCCGCCCCCUUCCAGGGGAUGCCGCGGUUCAAGGCGCGCUCGCUGCUGCUGGAGACCCUCAAGGAGCGGGGGCUGUUCCGGGGGGUCAGCGAGAACCCCAUGGUGGUGCCCGUCUGCAGCCGCUCCAAGGACGUGCUGGAGCCGCGGGCGGUGCCGCAGUGGUUCGUGCGCUGCCAGGGCCUGGCCGGGGCUGCGGCGGCCGCCGUGCGCAGGGGGGACCUGAGGCUGCACCCGCCCGGCCACGCCCGCACCUGGUUCAGCUGGAUGGACAACAUCAGGGACUGGUGCAUCUCCCGGCAGCUCUGGUGGGGCCAUCGCAUCCCCGCCUACUUCGUCACCAUCAACGACCCCCAAGUGCCCCCCGGCCAGGACGAGGACGGGCGGUUCUGGGUCAGCGGCCGCUCCGAGGACGAGGCUCGGGCCAAAGCGGCCGCAGCCUUUGGGGUCCCCCCAGAACUGGUCAGCCUGAGGCAAGACGAGGACGUCCUGGACACCUGGUUCUCCUCCGGCCUCUUCCCCUUUUCCAUCUUCGGGUGGCCUGAGCAGACCCCCGACCUGGAGCGGUUCUACCCGGGGUCGCUGCUGGAGACCGGCCACGACAUCCUGUUCUUCUGGGUGGCACGGAUGGUGAUGCUGGGGCUGGCACUGACCGGGCGCCUGCCCUUCCGCGAGGGACCCCCCCCCACCCCACAGAGACGCGACUUCCCCGAGGGGAUCCCGGAGUGCGGGACGGACGCGCUGCGCUUCGCCCUCUGCGCCUACACGGCCCAGGGUGACCCCGAGGCGGCGCGGCUGACGCUGCUGACGUGUCUGGACGCGGGGCUGCGGCUCCUGGCGCCCUUCAUGCCCUUCCUGGCCGAGGAGCUCUGGCAGCGGCUGCCCCCCCGCGCCCCCCCCGCGCCCCCCAGCGUCUGC